AAGCGCCUUGAACUCAAUGUUUCGAAAAUGGGGAAUCUCAGCCGCUAAAUCGUGGAACAUGAGUGGAGAACCGUGUAGCGGAGCAGCCAUAGACUCCACUGAUAUCGAAAACACUCCGGGGUUCAACCCCGCGAUCAAAUGCAACUGUGACUACAAAAAUGGAACUACCUGUCACAUUACAGAGCUGAAGGUGUAUGCGUUGGAUGUAAAGGGGGUGAUCCCAGAAGAGCUGGCCAAUUUGACUUAUCUCACCUACUUGAAGCUGGAUCAAAAUUAUUUAACUGGCCCAAUGCCUGCAUUUCUUGGAAAUUUAUCUGCAAUGCAAAAACUGUCAUUUGGUAUCAAUGCAUUGUCUGGAAACAUCCCGGCGGAGCUUGGAAAGCUUACAGAACUGAGAUUACUGGCUUUUGGUUCAAACAAUUUUUCUGGGACACUCCCUCCACAAAUUGGUAAUUUAGUCAAAUUGGAAGAGAUUUACAUGGAUAGUUCUGGAGUGAGUGGGGAAAUUCCUUGGACAUUUCGUAACCUAGUAAACAUGAAAACUAUGUGGGCAUCAGAUAAUAACUUUAUAGGCAAGUUACCUGAAUUUAUUGGGAAUUGGAAAAGGCUUAAAGAAUUGAGAUUCCAAGGGAAUUCUUUUGAAGGUCCAAUACCAUCAAGUUAUUCAAAGUUGACUUCAUUAAUAGAUUUGAUUUUGAGAAAUAAUAUGAUUUCGGGUACUAUUCCAUCCAAUAUAGGAGAGUAUCAAAAUUUGCAAAGAUUGGAUUUAAGCUUCAACAAUUUAAGUGGCCAUAUUCCAAGCUCUUUAUUCAAUUUGAGUUCUCUCUAUUACUUGUUUCUUGGAAACAACAGUCUUUCUGGUUCCCUUCCUCCUCAAAAAAGUGAAAAACUUCUCAAUAUAGACUUAUCAUAUAAUGAAUUAUCAGGAAGCUUUCCUUCAUGGGUGUCACAAGAUUUACAACUGAACCUGGUUGCGAACAAUUUUAUAUUUGAUAAUUCAAAUUCUAGCCUUCUUUCUCCAGGUCUAGAUUGUCUUCAGAGAAAUUUUCCAUGCAAUAGAGGUUUUCCACAUUGUGCAAACUUUUCAGUCAAGUGUGGUGGUCAAGCUAUGGCAUCCCCUACUGGCCGAAUUUUUGAGAGUGAAAAUGAAACUCUUGCACCAGCAUCAUAUUAUGUAACAGAUACCAAAAAAUGGGGAGUUAGCAAUGUUGGAUUGUUUAAUGAUAGAAAGGCACCUAGUUAUUUCCAGAACACAUUAUCACAAAUUGCAGGCACAGGUAUUUUAACCACUGAGUUCUUCCAAACAUCAAGGCUAUCUCCAGGAUCACUAAGAUACUGUGGUCUAGGUUUGGAGAAUGGAAUCUACACAGUAAGCCUUUGGUUUGCAGAGACAAAAAUCAGUGAUGCAAGCUCAGAAUCUUGGAGAAGUCUUGGAAGGCGUGUUUUUGACAUUUAUAUACAGAGGGAUCUACAAUUAAAAGACUUUGAUAUAAGAAAGGAGGCAGGUGGGGCCUCUAAUAAAGCUGUUCAGAAAGAAUUUAAGGCCAAUGUAUCUGAGAACUUUAUUGAAAUUCAUCUUUUCUGGGCUGGAAAAGGUACUUGCUGCAUACCUGAACAAGGUUACUAUGGGCCAUCUAUCUCUGCCCUGGCUGUAACUUCAGACUUCACACCAACUGUUAGUGGCCUUCCACCAACAACCACAACAAGUGAGGGAAAGACAGAGUUGAUUGUUGGACUAGUAGUUGGUGUUACAGUUGCAAGCCUACUGGCAGUUAUAGUUUUUUACUUAAAAAGGAAAAGAUCAAGUGCCAGUGAGGUUGAAGAAGAGUUUAUUGCAUUAGUUUCCAAGCCAAACACAUUCAGUUACACUGAACUGAAAAAUGCUACACAUGACUUCGAUCCUAAAAAUAAGCUAGGUGAGGGGGGCUUUGGACCAGUUUACAAGGGUGUACUUUUAGAUGGGAGGUUAGUGGCUGUGAAGCAACUCUCUGUGGCAUCCCAUCAAGGAAGAAGUCAAUUUGUAACAGAGGUUGCUACAUUAUCUGCAGUUCAACAACGUAACCUUGUCAAAUUAUACGGAUGCUGCAUAGAAGGAAAUAAUUGUCUCCUGGUCUACGAGUAUCUUGAAAACAAAAGCCUUGAUCAAGCACUCUUUAGAAAUACUUUGAAUCUUGAUUGGCACACCCGCUAUAAUAUAUGCUUGGGAGCAGCAAGAGGGCUAGCGUAUCUUCAUGAAGAGUCAAGACCUAGGAUUGUACAUAGAGAUCUCAAGGCUAGUAAUAUUCUACUUGAUGCUGACUUAAAUCCCAAAAUUUCGGAUUUUGGUUUGGCCAAGCUGUAUGAUGACAAGAAGACCCACAUUAGUACCCGAGUUGCGGGGACAAUUGGCUAUCUGGCACCAGAGUAUGCUUUGCGCGGGCAUCUAACUGAGAAGGCUGAUGUGUUUGGAUAUGGAAUUGUUGUUCUAGAGAUCGUUAGUGGGCGGCCAAAUUUUUACUCGGACCCAGAGAAGAUAUAUCUUCUUGAAUUGGCGUGGAAUCUACAUGAAAAUAACUGUGAGCUUGAACUCAUUGAUCCAAAAUUGAGUGAAUUUGAUGAAAAGGAAGCCUGUCGACUUAUAAGAUUAGCUCUAUUAUGCACUCAGGUAUCACCAGCGCUGCGCCCUUCCAUGUCACGUGUUGUGGCUAUGCUUUUAGGAGAUGUUGAAGUGAGCACCAUUGCAUCCAGACCUGAUUAUUUAACAAAUUGGGAACUCAACGAUAUCAGCAGUAGAUUUAUGGGUGAGAAUUCUUUGAGAAAUCUAGGUGUAAAAAUUGACUACUAGUCUAAUAGCCAACUGAAGACCAUCAGAUCCAAGCAUGGUGGAUGACCCAAGCCCUUCCUGACAAGAUGCUUCUCGAGUCUCAUCCAAUGCUCCACAAUAAAUGUCAUUUUUUGCUUGCAGUUUCCUACUAGAGGAAUAUACUUCUGCUGUCCAUCAUGAUAAAGAAAAAUGAAAACAUCAACCCAAUUAUGUACUCAUAGGAAGCAAAAUGUACUCAACCCAAUUAUGUACAGGAAGCAAAAUGUAUACUAUGUUGGAAAACACUAGCUGGAUUGAUUGCCUUAUAAA
This is a messenger RNA of Nelumbo nucifera (sacred lotus), 3112 nucleotides long. RefSeq names its product putative LRR receptor-like serine/threonine-protein kinase At1g56140. Gene Ontology annotation, cellular component: plasma membrane. Lineage: Eukaryota; Viridiplantae; Streptophyta; Magnoliopsida; Proteales; Nelumbonaceae. Gene Ontology annotation, molecular function: protein kinase activity; protein binding; ATP binding. The record is from RefSeq and is a predicted model, not a curated record. Gene Ontology annotation, biological process: protein phosphorylation.